AUGCAAACGGGAGACAUAAUCCGCACGUUUUCGGCGAUACCCCGCAAUCCCGUGCGACCCAAAGAGGGCGACUCGCAUCCGGUGGGGGCCCUCCCCAUCGGCACUCGAGUGCACAACAUAGAGGUGGUGGCGGGAGAGGGCGGACGGUUCGUGCGCUACGCCGGCGACUACGCGGAAGUGACGCGAAGAGUCGGCAAAAGAAACUAUCUUCACAUGAAUAGAGCGAAUAGAGAUGUCUGUAUAGACGAGAAGUGUAUGGUGACAGUGGGCCGGGUGUCCAACCCAUACCACCACACCCUCAAUAGGAUGUGUCCCCAAAAGAGCCGAUGGAUGGGCAUAAGGCCGCGCUCUGGCGCCUGGCAUCGGAAGGACGGCUACUGUGGCCGCAAGAAUCGACCGCCGAAGCCGUUGGCCGACUGGGUGUCGGAGCUGCAGACGGCACUACCUAAGGAGCCCGAGGUGUAUGUCAUUCAGCCCUUUAAUUAA
This is a messenger RNA of Oppiella nova, 486 nucleotides long. The record is from the annotation of a GenBank genome assembly. Lineage: Eukaryota; Metazoa; Arthropoda; Arachnida; Sarcoptiformes; Oppiidae.